This is a messenger RNA of Syzygium oleosum, 477 nucleotides long. RefSeq names its product polyol transporter 5-like. Gene Ontology annotation, biological process: transmembrane transport. Gene Ontology annotation, molecular function: transmembrane transporter activity. The transcript has 2 exons. NCBI's taxonomy places the organism in Eukaryota, Viridiplantae, Streptophyta, Magnoliopsida, Myrtales, Myrtaceae. The record is from RefSeq and is a predicted model, not a curated record. Gene Ontology annotation, cellular component: membrane. Bases 1 to 477 code for a protein of 158 amino acids.
AUGGGUUUCACUCAUGAGUACACCUUCCUCGUGUUAGGCCUUGACGUUGCUAACAUCGACGUUGACUACACCUUCAUAAUCGCCCUCGUUUACAUUGCCGAGGUCUCCUCUGCCUUCUCCCACAGCUUCUUUACCUCCUUCCCUGAGAUGUUCAUCAAUGUCGGCACCAUGUUGGCUACAUCUCCAUCUGUGCCUUCUCCAAGCUCUACUUCAACCUCGGGUGGCAUGUCAAGCUUAGUAUGGGAGCAAUCUCUUUGGUCCUUUUUGUCAUCAAGGUACUCGUCAAGUUGGAAUCCCUCGUGGCUCGUCAUGCAAGGCCGCCUGGGCGACACAAAGCACUUCCUCACUAGGACCUCCGACUCUCAGAAGGAGGUUGCACUCCGACGCGUAGACAUUAAUGAGGCUGUUGACAUCCCUAAGGAGUGCAACAAGUGUGUUGUUAAGAUCACCAAGCAGAGCGCCGGAGAGAGCAUAUGA